CUUCUAUACUACGAAGAAAAAAUCAAUUUUGUAGAUCUAAAAAAUAACUGGACGAAUGCUAACAUAAAGAAUCUGUUUUCCGGUUUAUAUAUCACAAUAUAUUUCUACGAAACUUGUGAAGAUGUUGAAGUGGAAUUCGAGGACUUUACAACGUUAAGCAUUCCAAUAGUUGAAGAAUUUGACAAUGAAUUUAUCCACACGCACCACAAAGCUCUAAAUGCAGUUUGCUUAAAGGAGCCUGAAAACGACAUUGAAAAGGGACUUGCCAGUUUAACACAAAUAGAAGAGUACGAAGAAAGAAAUUUGCCUUGUCGCCUUUGCAAAACAGAGGGAACAGGCAAAGUUUACAGACGAUUGUUGAUAUAUCAACCUCCUCCAAUACUCAUCAUACAUAUCGAUAGGUUUAAAAUGAGUGGUUUUGAUCAGCUAACCAAAAAUUCGGAUAUGGUACAGUAUCUUCGCACACUCUGCCUUUCAAAAUUUUGCUCGGUAGCAAACAAGAAUAUAUCAGAAGGCACUGUGACCUAUGAACUUUAUGCAGUUGUGGUCCAUAGUGGUGGAAUAAACAGUGGUCAUUAUUAUGCGUACGUAAAUACAUCUAGAAAACACGAUAUUGAAAGGUGGCAGGAAGUAAUCAAGAGAGAGGCUGGGAACCUUGACAAUUUGAAAUCAGAAUUAGAAAAUGUUUUGAAAGGAAACAUAGAAACCAGAUUAUAUGAAAGAAAUGUCAUUGUACAGGCACCUGAGGCUCCAGAAAAAUGGUUUUAUGUCAGUGACGAACAUGUUCAUUCUGUGAGCUCAGACACAGUUUUUAACCAGAAGGAUGCUUACAUUUUGUUUUACGAAAUUCAAUAACUGUGACAUUCUUUUAGCAUUUUUGCUAAAAA
Messenger RNA from Saccostrea echinata, 887 nucleotides. Its product is annotated as ubiquitin carboxyl-terminal hydrolase 16-like. NCBI's taxonomy places the organism in Eukaryota, Metazoa, Mollusca, Bivalvia, Ostreida, Ostreidae. Gene Ontology annotation, molecular function: cysteine-type endopeptidase activity; cysteine-type deubiquitinase activity. Gene Ontology annotation, biological process: protein deubiquitination. The annotation marks the transcript as partial. Gene Ontology annotation, cellular component: cytosol; nucleus. The transcript has 6 exons. The record is from RefSeq and is a predicted model, not a curated record.